AUGGAUGGCCUGCUACGCAGUGAAGAGGAAUCCGACUAUUUGCAAUCCUUGGUCGAUCGGACACGGGACAAUCCGCUGGCUGCAUGGGGGGCCCGACGUGUGGGCUGCACAGCUGCCAUUUGCCUGGUUCAAGUGGAGUCCAUUCUGGUCGCCAACGUGGGCGAUAGCCGAGUGGUCUUGUCUCAGAGGGGCCAGGCAGUGCCACUGUCGGAGGACCACAAGCCCAAUCUCCCUCGCGAGCGCGAGCGCAUUGAACGGGCGGGAGGGGUUGUUGAGCAGCAACAAGCUGGUCCAUUGACCACCUUCCGAAUCAAUGGAAAUCUGAAUCUGUCGAGAAGCAUUGGCGACCUGGAUUACAAGAAUGAUCUACAGCUGCCACCAGGUGAACAAAUCAUUUCUUCCGUGCCGGAUGUGCUCGAACACCGACGGGACGCGGCAGACGAAUUUGUGCUGAUCGCCAGCGAUGGGAUCUGGGACCGGAUCGGGAGCCAGGAAGCCGUGGACUUUGUGAGAAGAAAGCUGCAAGAAGGAGGCGAGACUUCUUUAUCGCAGAUCAUGGAAGAUCUCCUGGACGAGUGCUUCUCACCCGAUUUGAUGAAGACGGGCGGCCUCGGGGGCGACAACAUGACCGCUUUGCUGGUGUUGGUGGAGAUGAAUCCCCACUCUCCGACCAGGUCGAUGUCCCGCAACUUGGUCAUGGAAAAGCCCUUCCUUCGGACCAAAGGCAGCGGCAGCGGCCCCUCCGAUGGGACCUUUGAGUUCGACUUCUUGACCAAGCUUUGCUCAUGCCACCCCUCGGACACCCGCUACAGCCUUUAG
Durusdinium trenchii is the source of this 819-nucleotide messenger RNA. Lineage: Eukaryota; Dinophyceae; Suessiales; Symbiodiniaceae. The record is from the annotation of a GenBank genome assembly.